AAGCACGGGGCGCUUCCCGUGCUUCAAAGUGGCCACCGUGUGUGCAUGAGAUAUGAAGCGUUCCCCGUUGACGCCGACGACACAGCAACCGUCACGAACACCCUUCGACUCAGCUGCCCCCCCACUGGUCACUUGCAAAACCUGGCACACGUACUUGAGGCCACCUUCCCUCGACGUCAACGGCAUCUCCUCCAACCGCAUGCCAAGCGGCCCCUCCGCAAAACAGGCGUCGAAUUCCCCGGCAUCCGGGUCUUCGGUCAACGGGACUUUGGUUGUGAGACCAGAACCGCCUCCCAAGGGAUAGCUGCCGCCGCUCGUGAAGGAGGAGGAGGAGGCCGAGGCCAGGGAGGGGACGGCGGCUGCCCCC
Molecule: messenger RNA, 367 nt
Organism: Nannochloropsis gaditana CCMP526
Exons: 1
Source: RefSeq, a predicted model, not a curated record